This is a messenger RNA of Gaeumannomyces tritici R3-111a-1, 2619 nucleotides long. Its product is annotated as 2-succinylbenzoate-CoA ligase. NCBI's taxonomy places the organism in Eukaryota, Fungi, Ascomycota, Sordariomycetes, Magnaporthales, Magnaporthaceae. The record is from RefSeq and is a predicted model, not a curated record. The transcript is spliced from 3 exons. The coding region runs from base 514 to 2433 and encodes 639 amino acids. Gene Ontology annotation, molecular function: medium-chain fatty acid-CoA ligase activity. Gene Ontology annotation, biological process: fatty acid metabolic process.
UGCCCAGAUGGGACGGCAAAAUUUCCUAUCAACCUGAAAGAACCCCGAAAAAAAAGAAACAAAAGAAAAACUCAACUUGCCCAACAACGAGCGGACACAUGGAAAUACAGGCCGGCUGUCCAUCACUCAGGCCGUGAAAAGAAACGCAAGAAACGCAAUUCUCCAAUUACAAAUGGAAGCUCGCACCUGCCGGCUCCAAUGUUGGUCCAUCAGGCCUUAGAGCCCACCUCAGUUCUUGCAAACUCACUCGCUCCACCUCGAUGCCGGUCGUGCGUCCCAGACCAAAAAACGGCGGGCCCGAUAGGCGCUACCGAGCCCAAGCGCCGCAGCCCGCCUUUCUCUCCGUGGAGCCAGGCCAAUGCAGCAGCAACCCCGACGGCAGCAUCAGUGGCUUUGAUGUUCCCGCUCACGCCCUGCGAUCCCUCCACGGCCCUCCCCCGAGGGUGCCCGCCCCCAUAUUAUUGAUUGCCCCCACACCCGCUCCUUAAAUGGGAGCUCCCCUUGCUGCCCGCAAUGUUGAAUCCCAGAUUCCCAACAUUUUUUCUCUCCCGGGUAUCUCUCAGACCCCUUCACAGACCCCUCGCCGGCUGCUCCUUCAGGAUGGCGUCCACGCUGCCCAAGCUGCCCAUAUUUGAAGCCAUCAGCAAGUAUGACAAGGAUUCCACUGCUGUCGUCCACUCCCUGUCCGGCCGGAGGUUCAGGUACGGCGGGCUCUUGGCCGACGUCUGCAAGGUCCGCAACCGGCUCUAUGACGCCUCCGGGAAGGAUAACCUGGACAGCGAGCGCAUUGCUUUCCUUGUAGAGAACAGUUACGACUAUAUAGUGACCCUCCUUGCCAUUCUUGCGGCGAGGUCUAUCGCUGUGCCCCUGGCACCGGCCUUCCCGCCUCCAGAGCUCCAGUACAUCCUGGACCAUAGCGAGGCCACACUUCUCCUUUCAUCGGCCAAGUUUGCCCAAAAGGCGCAGGAUGUUCUCGCCACCGGGCUUGCUUCCAAGCCAGCCCUUCUUGAACUUGCCAAGUUCGAGACGGAGUCGGCCCAUGAAGAGGUCUCCCUGGAUGACACCAACCCUGGCGGCGCCGGUAUGAUGCUGUACACAUCUGGCACUACAAACAGGCCCAAAGGUGUACUUUUGCCACAGGCCGUCAUGACGGCGCAGGCAAGGUCGCUUCUCCAGGCUUGGGAGUAUUCGUCCACCGACCGCCUUCUGCACGCGCUACCACUACACCAUAUCCAUGGUACUAUUAAUGCUGUGUUUGCGCCCCUUAUGGCCGGAAGCUCGGUCGAGUUUCUCUUCCCCUUCAAUGCCGACUUUGUGUGGCGUCGGCUGGCGGCACCGUUUCUUCCCCAGGCAGCGCAGUCCAAUGGCACAAACGGCACCGCCGAUGCUCAGCCGAGCCCGGAGAAGGUCACGUUCUUCACGGUCGUGCCCACUGUGUACUCGCGCCUCCUGGCGACACAUAAGGCCCUGACGCCGGAGCUUCAGGAGGCCGGCCGCGCCGCUGUGUCACCAGCCAAUAUGCGCCUCAGCAUCUCAGGGUCGGCCGCGCUGCCGACGCCCAUCAAGAAAGCCUGGGCCGCCCUCUCGGGCGGCACCGUCCUGCUGGAGCGCUACGGCAUGACCGAGGUUGGUAUGGCGCUCUCGUGCGGCCUUGCCAACGCCGACCGUGUCGACGGCAGCGUAGGUUGGCCAUUGCCAUCGGUGGAGGCCCGUCUCGUUGAUGUCGACACGGGGGUCGUCAUCCAGCCCGGCGAGGAGCUGGACCAGGACGGCCGCGAGCGCGCCGGCGAGAUCCAACUCCGCGGGCCCACCGUCUUUGCCGAGUACUGGCGGAACCCCGAGGCGACGGCCAAGGAGUUUGUCUAUGACGGCAGCAAGUCGGAGGAAUCCGCCAAUGGCGACACGCACACGAACGGGCAUGCCAACGGCCACGUAAACGGACAUACCAACGGUUCCGGCAGCAAGUGGUUCAAGACGGGCGAUGUGGCGGUCCGCAGACCCGUGCCCGGGGCCGGCGAAAACGACUCGCCCGGCCAGGAGUGGACGAGGAAAGGCCCCAUGUACUUCAUCCUGGGCCGCAAGAGCGCCGACAUCAUCAAGUCGGGCGGCGAAAAGGUCUCGGCGCUCGAGGUGGAGCGCGAGCUGCUGUCGCUCCCCCAGGUGGCCGAGGCGGCCGUCUGCGCCGUGCCGUCGGGCAAGUGGGGGCAAAAGGUCGGAUGCGUCAUCGUGCUGGACAGGGACACCGUGCCCGAGGGCGCCAAGUGGACGCCCAUGGACAUGCGCCGCGCCCUCAAGACGCGCCUAGUCAGCUACAAGAUCCCCCAGGUCAUGCGGGUCGUCGAGUACAUACCGCGCAACGCCAUGGGCAAGAUCAACAAGAAGCAGCUCGUCCAGGCCGUCUUCCAGGACGAUUUUAGCGGCGACGAGAUGUAGUAGAGACGCGCUUCGUUGUGACAGACAAGUCGGGUGUUGCUUGUACAAUAUCGAGGGUUAGAUGAAAAUACUUGGAUAGAACUAGGUAAGCUAGAAUGUUCAACCGAUUUGUUUUGUGUCUAAAGGUAGGCAGUUACCUACUCCAGAAGAUCUCAACACGGGCAGAUAGCUACCUGUCCAGUCUCC